Molecule: messenger RNA, 1380 nt
Organism: Fraxinus pennsylvanica
Lineage: Eukaryota; Viridiplantae; Streptophyta; Magnoliopsida; Lamiales; Oleaceae
Source: the annotation of a GenBank genome assembly
AUGGCCUAUGUAAUCCCUGAUAUCAAGACCAGGGACCUAAGCAGAUAUUAUGGCCUAGAAUUGGUUACAUCUUCUCUAGAGAAAAAGGCAGAAGUUACGAAAGACAAACCUGGGCAGGAUUCCACUAGUGAGCGUGUAGCAACACCAGAAAUUGUGGAUUCUAUUUCAGCAAAAACAAUGAAUCGUGAGCAAAAAUGCCAUCUUCGGCCAUCUGCUGCUUAUGAAAUUGCAGCAUCAGCAGCAGUUUAUGUCCAAUCCCGAACUAAGGAUGACCACCAAGAAGAGGAGGAGAAGAGCUCUUCCCACCGAGUUUCCAAGUCUGUAAUGGCAGCAUCUGUAGCAGCAUCAACAAUGACAGCAGUGAUUGCUGCCGAUGAUAAGGAAAAACAGGAGGCCGCAAGGGACCUACAGUCACUUCAUUCCUCACCAUGUGAAUGGUUUGUUUGUGAUGAUUCAAGCAUAUACACUCGUUGUUUUGUUAUCCAGGGCUCAGACUCAGUGGAAUCAUGGCAAGCAAAUCUCUUUUUCGAGCCCACCAAAUUUGAAGGAACAGACGUGCUCGUUCACAGAGGAAUUUAUGAAGCUGCAAAAGGGAUUUAUGAGCAAUUCAUGCCAGAAAUAAUGCAACAUUUGAAUAGAUUUGGUGAUCGAGCCAAACUUCAAUUUACUGGCCAUUCUCUUGGGGGCAGUCUUGCUCUUCUAGUCAACUUGAUGCUAUUCACAAGGAAGGUAGUCGAGCCAUCUGCUCUUCUUCCAGUGGUCACUUUUGGAUCGCCGUUUGUCUUCUGUGGCGGCCACAAAAUCCUUGAUGAGUUGGGGUUGGAUGAGAACCAUGUUCAUUGUGUGAUGAUGCAUAGAGAUAUCGUCCCAAGAGCAUUCUCCUGCAACUACCCCAACUACGUUGCCCAAGUCCUCAAACGCUUGAGUAGAACCUUUCGGUCCCACCCUUGUCUAAAUAAGAAUAAAUUAUUAUACUCGCCCAUGGGGAAAAUUUUUAUCCUCCAGCCAGACGAGAAGUCAUCUCCACCUCAUCCUUUACUUCCUUCCGGCAGUGCCCUCUAUGCCUUGGAUUCUACCAACUGCUCCCUUGCAAAGAUUGCUUUUAGAGCCUUCUUAAAUUCUCCCCAUCCCCUUGAGACUCUAAGUUACCCGACAGCAUAUGGUUCUGAGGGUACAAUCAUUAGGGACCAUGAUUCAAGCAACUACCUGAAGGCAAUGAAUGAAGUUAUAAGACAACACAUAAGGCAGGUCGACAAGAAAGCAAGUAAACAGACAAACCAAUUGUGGCCCCUGUUAACAUCCCAAUCACCACAUAUGUGGAGCCACAAACGCAAUAUAGGAGACAGGACGAUGACAGAGGAAAUUUUGACUGGCGUCUAA